UGACUUGCUGUAAGCUGACAGCUGCUGUUUAGACGUUGCUUCUCUGUCCCUCUGAGCUUCAUUCUGAGGAGGUACGUCAACAUGAGCAACUUUGGGGAGAUCCUGAAGGAGAUCGGGGAGUUUGGUUUAUUCCAGAAACGACUGAUUGUUGUUUUGAGCCUCACCAGCAUUUUCAUAGCCUUCGAUAUUAUUGGGCAGGUCUACACUGGCAGAAGUUUCCCUCAUCACUGCAACACCGACUGGAUCUUGGCCAAAGGACCCAACCUAACCGAGGAGAGACAGAAAAAUCUCACCAUCCCCGUGAACGAUGAGGGAAAGUACCAGAGCUGUGAGAUGUUCACGCCCGUGGACGUGGAUCUGGACACUAUAGUGGCCUAUGGGAUUAACACAACCACAGAAUGCACGCAUGGGUUAGAGUUUGAAACACGCAGAGGUGCAUCCAGCAUCGUUUCAGAGUUCGACCUGGUGUGUGACAGAAGCAGUCUGAUUGAGGUUUCACAGUCCAUCGCCAUGCUCGGGCUCUUGGUCGGGGCGUUAGUGUUUGGAGCUGUGGGUGACAGGUUUGGUCGACGCUUCGUGGUCCUCUGGUCACAUCUUCAACUCCUGGUGUCUGGUGUCGCUGGUGCUUUUUCACCCAACAUCUAUGUUUAUAUGGUUUUCAAGUUCUUAGGUGGCAUGGCAGACUCUGGCAUCAUCACUCACGUGUUUGUGGUUGGCGGAGAAUGGACCGACUCUGCCAGAUUUGCUCUGUGCACGAUUCUCUGCCACAUGACCUUCCCAGUUGGACUGAUGAUCAUGUCUGGUGUGGCCUACUUGAUCCAGGACUGGAGAAUCCUGCAGCUGGUACUUUUCUGUCCUCUGGUCGUCCUGCUGGCGGUCCUCUACUGGAUUGUUCCAGAGUCGGCCCGCUGGCUCAUCACCCAGGGCAAGAAGAAGAAGGCCACGAAGGAGAUCCAGAGGGCGGCCAAGGUGAACAGGAGGAGGGUCCCAGAUGAGUUAUUAGAUAAGUUGGAGGUUGUGGAGAUGACCAAGAGGAGAAGCAUGUUGGACAUCUUCAAAGUGUCAUAUCUGAGGAGGCGUGCCUUCGUCAUGUGCUACGUCUGGUUCUCCACCAGUCUGAUGUACUACGGACUGAGUCUGGUUGGAAACUUCGGUCUGGACAUCUACCUGACGCAGUUCAUCUUCGGUGCCGUAGAAAUCCCUGCACGUCUGGGCUCCUUUUUUCUCAUCCAAUACUUUGGGAGAAGGAAGUGUCUGCUGUCGAUGCUCGUCAUUGGAGGCUGUUCUUGUCUGGUGAUACUUGCUGUUCCACCAGAUCUUCCUGAGGUGACCACUGUCAUCGCUGUACUUGGAAAGUUUGCCUCCACUGCCAGUUUCUCCAUCAUCUUCGUGUACACGGCUGAACUGUACCCCACAGUUCUAAGGCAGAACGGCGUGGGUCUGAACUCCAUGUGCGCUCGUAUAGCUGGGAUCCUGGCUCCUCUGAUCCGACUGCUGCAGGUCUACCAUCCCUCCAUACCCAUGGUCAUAUACGGCUCCAUCCCCCUCCUCGCUGCAGCACUCUGCUUCCUGCUACCGGAAACCUUGAAUGUUGAACUUCAGGACCAUGUGGAAACCAGGGAAGGUGAGAAUGGCUCUGCCAAGACUCCACCUGAACUACAGGGGAGCACCAAACUAUAAUUUAUUGACACAGAACGGUUUUCACAGUCACGGGUUUUAUUUUAACUUUUUGUUGAGAUGUUUGAUCCAUGGUUAAUGCUUGACUUCAGGUGUAACUGUAGUCACAUCAUGGUUUUCUUUGCAGACCUCUGCCUCAUCACGCUCGUGUCAGAAAUGAGCUGCAGUACCCGGUGAUUAAUUGCUAAUUACUGAUAUGUAUUAUAAAAAAUAAUAAUAACAAUUAUUUAUUAUUAUUAUUAUUAUUAUUAUUAUUAUGUAGCGGUUAGCAUGCCUGCCUCUGGAGCAGAGAGUCCUGGGUUCGAUUCCUAGAGGAACUGCAUACUAUAUAUAUGUAUAUAUAUGACGUAAGUUGCUUUGCAUAAAAGUGCCUGCUCAAUGCAUAAAUGUAAAUAAUACCACACAAAAAUACCUGCUUCACAUUUAACUGUCCUGCCAUAACAUGUGUGUAUGUGUGUGUGUGUGUGUAUGAUACUAAAACAUCAUGCUUGUACUGAUUGAAAUACUUUUUCCUAACGUUUAUUUGAAUCAGGCAAAACUAAUAUUUUAAAAAACAAUUGGACGUGAAAUGUCUGUCAGAUAAAAAUACUAAAUGAUUAUUUACCAGUUAUUUUGAUUCUAAAUGAUGGUGUUCUGUAUACAAUAAACAAAUGUUGUUUGUA
Molecule: messenger RNA, 2339 nt
Organism: Cynoglossus semilaevis (tongue sole)
Lineage: Eukaryota; Metazoa; Chordata; Actinopteri; Pleuronectiformes; Cynoglossidae
Gene: slc22a13b
Product: solute carrier family 22 member 13b
Exons: 10
Coding region: 82-1680 (532 amino acids)
Biological process (GO): transmembrane transport
Cellular component (GO): membrane
Molecular function (GO): transmembrane transporter activity
Source: RefSeq, a predicted model, not a curated record